Molecule: messenger RNA, 717 nt
Organism: Trypanosoma conorhini
Lineage: Eukaryota; Euglenozoa; Kinetoplastea; Trypanosomatida; Trypanosomatidae
Product: putative leucine-rich repeat protein (LRRP)
Exons: 1
Coding region: 1-717 (238 amino acids)
Source: RefSeq, a predicted model, not a curated record
AUGCCGUCAGAGGAUGGCGGCGCGGGGGAGGACGGUUGCCUGACUGAGGGUUGCCUCCUGCGUGCCUCGCGGCAGUACGAUGUGGAGAUGAUCUUCCAGCUCUCGCUGCGCUCACGCGGUCUCCGAGCAUUGGGCGACGGGUUUGCGUAUUGUCGCGCACUCACGCGGGUGGAUCUGUCGCGCAACCGCCUCGCCAGCCUUGCGGGCAUUGCCCUCCUCGCCGACUCGCUCACGCACGUCGCCGCCCCCGAGAACGAACUUGAAGACCUGGCGGGUCUUGACCGCUGCUCGCUGCUGCAGGAGGUCCUCUUGGAGGGCAACCAGCUGAGCACAGAGGCGGCGCUUGCGCCCUUGGCGCAGCUCCCCAAACUCCGCUGCCUUUUUCUGCAGCGGGAGAUGCCGUUGUCUAACGACACGGAAGAAACACUCCUUCUUGACAACCCCAUUUGCCGCGAGCGUGGGGCCUAUGAGAAACUCAUUCGGCGACACUUCGGCGCCGUCCUCUGCGUCGACGGCCGCUGCUUUCGUGACCCACCUGCGGCGGCGGUAGUGGCCGAGACUGCGUCGUCGUCGUCGUCGUCAGCAGCCUCGACGCUGCUACUCGCAAACGCCGCCCUGAAGGACGUGAUCGACGUGGAGGACGACCUGGACGAGCGCAUCUUUGCUAACGCCGUGGCGGAGUGUCAUGCUGCGUGCCGAAAGGCCUUGCUCUCGUAA